Molecule: messenger RNA, 1721 nt
Organism: Schizosaccharomyces japonicus yFS275
Lineage: Eukaryota; Fungi; Ascomycota; Schizosaccharomycetes; Schizosaccharomycetales; Schizosaccharomycetaceae
Product: ran GTPase binding protein
Exons: 5
Coding region: 205-1632 (475 amino acids)
Source: RefSeq, a predicted model, not a curated record
UUGGGAUUGUCAUUUGUGUAAUUGAGUGCUUUUUCAUCACUUGUUUUUAUCAUUUCGAGAAUACAAAUAGUAAAUCCAGUUUCAGACGUGUUGAUAUCUUCGUUGUUUACAUCUAGUAGUUCGUUCAUUACCACUCAUUAGUUACAAACGAAAUUGGCCUUUGUUCAAGCUUAGAAGGACGGAUUUUCGUCUUGUAUUAUAGUUAUGGCUAGAACAAACGCAAAGGAAACGGAAUUUCCAAUUCCAUCGUACCUGCGAAAUACAAAUUAUGGCGCUGUAUGCUCGCAAAAAGACCCGAGAACAAUAAACACAUUUGAUGUUGAAGGUGAUGAUUAUUACAGAGAUUCAAUGAUGGCCGUUCUUAUUCCCGACCCAUUGCCGAGCAGGUGGAAUAUCAUCGAGUCUUCUGAAUUGGUUGAGUCUAUUAACGAUGAGAGAGAACUUCGAUUUAUGGGUCCAGGUUCGGGAACAGAACAUGAUUCAGCAACGGUUCUCGCAAACCAUCCAAUUCCUUCGCAAGCAGGAAUUUAUUACUUUGAAAUUGAAGUACUUUCUCGCGGAAAAGAAGGAUGCAUAUGUAUUGGAGUUUGUACAGAAGGCAUGGAAACAGGUCGUCUACCUGGUUGGUCUUCUGCAAGUUGGGGUUACCACGGAGUCGAUGGAACUGUAUUUAGUUGCGCAGACCGAGGAGGCAACUAUGGCUCUGCUUUCACUACUGGCGAUGUAAUCGGCUGCUGUGUUGACAGAGUUGAUAAAACCGUUUUCUACACAAAGAAUGGGGUCUCUUUGGGCAUUGCUCACCGUCAUGUCAACGGCCAAUUGUAUCCCUGUGUUGGACUUAAAUCAGAAGGUGAACAUGUUACUGUUAAUUUUGGAGAGAGUCCGUUUUAUUUCAACAUUGAUGAGUAUGUUGCACGGAAGAAAAAGGAAAUGUUUGAAGUUAUAUCGGAAGAAAACUCUACUCCAGAGGAGAAUCCAAGGCCCGAUAUAAAUGUGCGUAAUCUUGUACUUAAUUAUUUACGACACAAUGGCUUCGUCCAAACAUUCCAGGCACUCUCUCAAAAAAACGGUUCAAUAAAAUCAGCGCUCCUACGGAGAGACAUACAAGAUAGCAUUCUGGAAGGAACGGCAAGUAGGGCAGUGAAAAAAAUCAAUCUCCGUUACCCUGGAUGUUUUACAAAGAACCCAGACUUGGCUUUUUGUUUAAAAUGUGCACAGUACUUGGACCUUUACGGAAAUCAUGAAGAACUGUCAACAAGCAAAAAUGGCAAUAGCGCAACGGAACAGUCGCCCGCUCAAUUGCAGCCACUUGUUGAAGCAGCACAAGAGCUGGUGGCCGAGUUUUCAGGCACAUUGUCAACGGAAGACCAAAAGUUUUUAGGUGACUGUGUGGGCUUACUUGCUUGCAGUGACACAGAAAAUGGAUCCGUAGCCUAUUGUCUCUCACACGAAACAAGAGAAGCUCUUGCUGACCGUGUGAAUAGGUGUCUUUUGGAGAUUGAAGGAAACCCCAAAUCUUCAAGCUUGGAGGCAUUCUUAAAACAUAUCAUUCUUAUCAGUGAAGUGAAAAGUGCAAAAGUACAUGCACUGAACUCGUUGGUGAAUGUUAAGAAGGAUUUGUUUCUUCCUUAGUCUGAGUUUCAUUUUGUCCAUUGACUUUUUUUAAUGAUAAUUUUAAUCUUGCGAUGAUUAGUUUUAUGAAAAAAAAUUUACGUAACCAA